AUGUUUUAUGAUCGUGACCCUGGAAAACCACUGGGAUCGAAGGUUGUGUCCAAUUUGAGCAAAGAUAUUGUUGCUGAAGAAAGUUACAUGUACAUAGAUAAUUUUUUUACCAGUUUGGCCCUUCUUGAAGAUUUAGGCAAGAGGGACAUAAGUAUCAUUGGAAGCAUCCGUAACAACCGCAUUGAAAAGGCGCCGUUGGAAUCCAUGAAAAAGCAAGCUCGUGGACCAUAUGACGUUGUGUGUGAUACUGAAACAACCAUCGUCAUUGUUCGUUGGAAUGACAAUAAUGUUGUCAAUAUGGCUACAAAUGUCAAAAACAACAACAUUGUCCUACGUGGAGGUACGUGUAAGAGAUACAUUAAGGCAGAGAAAAAAAGAGGAUCAGUAUUCCAACCACAUCUUUGCAAAAUGUACAACAAAGGAAUGGAUGGAGUUGAUCUCUUCGACGCUCAACAAGGGCUAUACCGCUGCACCAUCCGUAAUAAGAAGUGGUAUUGGCCCUUUUUCCGAUUUGUGCUGAACGGUGGGGUUGUCAAUCUUUGGCAUAUCUACAGAAAGAAUCAUGGAAAUGGACCUUUGAUUAACUUCGUCAGAGCUAUCUGUGAAGGACUUCUAGGUGACAUAAAUCCAGCAAGGAUCAAGUUCAUGCAGAUCAAGCCUAAACACUCGAAGUCAUCGGAAGUUAGCGUACCAUUUUUAAACAAGAAAUUUAAGCUCAUUCCGCCUGAACUAAUGAUUUCGAAGGAAACGAGCAAGUACAACACGAUGGACGAGGAGCACGAGCGGAAGGUCGAGGCCUGCAUGGCUGGCGGUUGGUAG
Molecule: messenger RNA, 819 nt
Organism: Toxorhynchites rutilus septentrionalis
Lineage: Eukaryota; Metazoa; Arthropoda; Insecta; Diptera; Culicidae
Product: piggyBac transposable element-derived protein 3-like
Exons: 2
Coding region: 1-819 (272 amino acids)
Source: RefSeq, a predicted model, not a curated record